Molecule: messenger RNA, 1533 nt
Organism: Botrytis byssoidea
Lineage: Eukaryota; Fungi; Ascomycota; Leotiomycetes; Helotiales; Sclerotiniaceae
Exons: 2
Coding region: 1-1533 (510 amino acids)
Biological process (GO): steroid metabolic process
Cellular component (GO): membrane; cytoplasm
Molecular function (GO): Delta24(24-1) sterol reductase activity; FAD binding
Source: RefSeq, a predicted model, not a curated record
AUGGAUCAUCACAAUGAAGCAGUUUCUAUCAUUGCCUCAUCAGUCAAGCAAUUUUAUGAACGAAAAGAGGCAUUCAGGUUAUACCAUGGUUCAACGAACAGUACACGAGACUCUAACCGUCGUAGAGACCGUAUGGUUGAUACAAGCAAGCUAGAUCGGGUACUCAAGGUAGAUACCGAGAAAAGAACGGCUCUUGUUGAACCAAAUGUACCAAUGGAUAGCCUCGCCGCAGAAACUCUUCGUUAUGGCCUGGUUCCUCCAGUGGUUAUGGAAUUCCCGGGUAUCACGACUGGAGGAGGCUUUGCUGGUACUUCUGGAGAGAGUAGCUCUUUUAAAUAUGGCUUCUUUGAUCGCACUGUCAAUUGGAUCGAGAUGGUUCUUGCAAACGGCGAGAUCGUGUCAGCUUCCAAGGAUGUGAAUUCGGAUCUCUUCUAUGGUGCUGCAUCGUCUUUUGGGACAUUAGGAGUUACCACUUUGAUUGAGCUGCAGCUAAUCGAAGCCAAAACAUACGUUGAGUUGACAUAUAUAAAUAUACAAAGCAUGGCUCAAGGAAUACAAAAGAUCGAAGAAAUCUCCAAGGAUCCAAAUGUUGACUACCUCGAUGGAAUUUUGUUCAGGAAAGAGGCUGGUGUCAUCUGUUCCGGACGCUUGGUUGAUGAGAUUACCCCAAAUACCAAGGUUCAGCGUUUCACGAGAAAUUCAGAUCCUUGGUUCUAUCUCCAUGCAAAGAAACUGCAUGAUAAGAGCUCCGGAUCAGUCACAGAAAUGAUACCCCUUGUUGAUUACCUGUUUAGAUAUGACCGAGGCGGUUUCUGGGUUGCUAGAUAUGCCUAUAGAUACUUCAUUACCCCUUUCAACCGUAUCACGCGCCGUCUACUCGACUACUUCAUGCACACGCGAGUGAUGUAUCACGCAUUACAUCAAAGCGGGCUUUCAAAAAAGUAUAUAAUUCAGGAUGUGGCAAUUCCGUAUCCACGUAGCACCGACUUCGUCGAAUAUCUAGACAAAGAUUUCGGCCAGUGGCCCAUUUGGCUGUGUCCACUGCGUCAAAGCGGGAUAUCCAGCGACUCACCGCUUGGUCUUCUCGCGGAAAGGAAAGAGAAUUCAUCUACUCCUAAAAUGUUGCUCAAUUUUGGAGUCUGGGGACCAGGACCAAAUAAUCGUGAUGCUUUCAUAUCAUGGAACCAGAAAUUCGAACAUAAGGUUCGAGAAUUGGGUGGCCAGAAAUGGCUAUAUGCUCAUGCCUAUUAUACAGAAGAGGAAUUCGAUGAAAUUUAUAAUCGUAAGGAGUACGAUGCUCUUCGUGUCAAAUAUCAUGCCACACACCUUCCUAGUAUCUACGAUAAAGUCAAAGUUGAUGUAGAUUCGGAGCAAAAGAAAUUGCAGGCAUCGUGGAGUUUGUGGCUGCUGGCAAUCUUCUGGAGUAUAUGGCCAUUGAGCGGGCUAUAUGGAGUAUACAAGGCCUUUUUGGGUGGAGAUUACCUUUUGCCAAAAGUCCAGGUAUCAAGCAAAACACAAAAGUUCAAAAAAUAG